AUGAUGGAGAAGAAGCUACUCGUAGCAGCGUCAAUCAUCUUGAAUCUCAUAUUCACAAUUCAUAUUCUUUAUAACAAAGAUUCAACCACAUGGAAUCCGACGUGGACCAAUAGAGCUGCUCUAGAAGCAGAGGAUGCAGCCUCUGUUUCUUGCUCAGGCCAUGGCAGAGCUUACGUGGACGGUCUUGGUGCUCUUGACGGCAACAAACCUCCUUGUGAAUGCAACAACUGCUACACCGGCACAGAUUGCUCCAUUCUUGUCGCAGAUUGUCUUGUUGAUGCUAACUCAGGAGACCCUUUGUUCUUGGAGCCAUUCUGGAUGCAAAAGUCAGAGGGAAGUGCGGUUGUUGAAUCAGGAUGGCACAUGAUGAGUUAUUCAUACUACGCAUAUGGCUCGUUUGUGUCUCAAGAGCUCGAGAAGGUCAUUAGGAAACUGCAUAAUGUAGUGGGAAACGCAGUUACUGAUAACAGAUUCGUAAUCUUUGGAAAUGGAGCUACGCAAUUGAUUGCAGCCUCUGUUCAUGCCCUGUCCCGGACAAACUCAUCAUCAUCAUCAUCACCUGCAAGACUUUUGGCUUCUGUUCCAUUUUACAAUAUGUACAAGAAUCAAGCGGACUUCUUUUAUUCAGCAAAUGUCAAGUUUGGAGGAGAUGCAUCUGCGUUGAAGGAGAGCGAGGACAAUGAUAAUGUCACACAAGUUAUAGAGGUGGUGACAUCUCCUAAUAAUCCAGAUGGGAAGAUGAGAAGAGCGGUUCUUGAUGGUUCCAAUGUCAAAACAAUACAUGAUAAUGCUUAUUACUGGCCUUAUUUUUCACCUACUACACAUCCAGUUGAUGAAGAUUUGAGCUUGUUUAGUCUUUCAAAGACUACAGGUCAUGCUGGCUCAAGAUUCGGAUGGGCACUGGUGAAAGAUAAAGCUGUUUAUGAAAGAAUGAAAACAUAUAUAAAUCUAAGUAGUUUGGGAGUUUCAAGAGACUCACAGCUUCGUGCUCUGCAAUUGCUCAAAGUAGUGCUUGGUGAUGGAGGCGAGGAGAUAUUCAAUUUCGGCUACAAAACAUUGAAGAAGAGAUGGGAUACACUGAACAAGAUCUUUUCAAUGUCCAAUCGUUUCUCGUUGCAGACAAUCAAACCAGAGUACUGCAACUAUUUCAAGAAAGUCAGAGACUUUACUCCAUCUUAUGCGUGGGUGAAGUGUGAGAGAGUAGAAGACACAAACUGCUAUGAGAUUUUCAGAGCGGCAAAGAUAACAGGACGUGAUGGCAACGUGUUUGGAUCAGAGGAAAGGUUUGUGAGAUUGAGUCUCAUCAGAUCACAAGACGACUUUGAUCAACUCAUUGAUAUGUUGAAGAAGUUAGUCCCUCGAGGAGCUGAUUCCAUAUGA
Eutrema salsugineum is the source of this 1380-nucleotide messenger RNA. Its product is annotated as tryptophan aminotransferase-related protein 4. Gene Ontology annotation, molecular function: carbon-sulfur lyase activity; transaminase activity. Gene Ontology annotation, biological process: amino acid metabolic process. The record is from RefSeq and is a predicted model, not a curated record. Lineage: Eukaryota; Viridiplantae; Streptophyta; Magnoliopsida; Brassicales; Brassicaceae. Bases 1 to 1380 code for a protein of 459 amino acids. The transcript is spliced from 5 exons.